AUGAAAAAACAUGCGAUAUAACCGAGUCUACCGAUUGCAUUUUUCCAGGACAAAACAAUUUUGAGAAAACUGUGGAAAUAGGUUGAAAAUGGUAGUGAUUGUAAAGACAAAAACACACGAGGACAGUGGCAAACUUUUUAUAAAGAAAUGGAUGUUCUUCCACAAACAGGCUCUGAAAAAGGAAGUAGAAAUCUAUCAGUCAAUCAGCUGCUGCCUCAUGACCUUUCUGACCAACCAGUUCCAUCUGAUCAUCAGAAACAUGAAAAAUCAAUGAUCUCUCCUCCUCCUUCAUUAUAUCGUCAUCUACGAAGUCCUGUGUCAAAGGUUCAGCAGGAGCUGACAAUGGAUUCAAUGGACCCUACAAACUCAAACAAUUUGGAUAAAGUAUUUACAAAGAACGCUAAGGAUAAUUCUCAAGCGAUUGUUUCAACCUUAGACCAAGAUCUUCAGCAAAUAACACCCUCUGUACAUAAAGAUUCGGGGAGCAGUUCUUCCAAGUUUCGACCAAUCCGACCUAAGAUAGAUCCCAUUCUUAUUACAAGAAAACCAUUUUUCUCGUUCACAAACCCUACAGAAGCAGAGUAUUACAUUCCUAAAUUAGCCCCCGAAGAAUCCCAUGGCUUCGAGAACUUACAAAAGAAAGGUUCAAUGAGCAUAGUGUGCUCGGUGCAAGACUCAGUUUUAGAACAAGGAGAAAGGGCCGAUUCUCAGUUUGAAUCAAAAGACAGCAGUUUAACAGAAGAUAAUACUUAUGAAAGAGAAAGUCAUAAAUUGAGUUAUUUACGGCUCGAUCAACAUGCUUCAAAUACUAGUUCCCUAAGUCCUUCAAGUUUUAAGAGUAUUAUAUCAUUUCGGAGUCCAAAUAAAAUUGAAGGAACAGUCCCUACUGCAAAUGAUUUGACUGAUUACAGUAAUGAAAAAAUAAAAAACGAUACUAAGCUAGAUCACACAGUUUCUCAAGAUAUAGUCUUGUCUUCAGAACGACUCGUGAAGACCACAGACCUCGAUAGCCACUUAUAUCGAGAUAAUUCUCAAGGACAUCUUGAGGAAGAUAUUUGCCCUUCAGUCACAUACGAUGUAGUAGCUCAGGGAAGUAGUAGAGGCUCUGUUGCUUUACAGCAAAAUGAGCACACUGCUAGUCAUGGUCUUGUUAACUCAAAUGAAUCCAAAACACCAAUUACUAGUCAUGAUGAUAUUUCAUUCAAAGAAACUAUCUUCUCUGAAUCUAAACAGAAAACAAAUGAACAAUCCAGUGGAUUCCAAGUUACCAAAUCUAGUCCCUUAACUCAGACUCUCGAAUCAAAAUCUAGUCCAAAAAAUAACCAGUCUUGCAAAGAGCUUAGUACCCCAGUCGAAAGUCAAGGGAAUAAACUGACUUGCCAACACACAUCUAAUCAGUAUCGCUCAGAAGCAAUGUCAGGAUCACACUCUCGGCAUAUUAAUGAUUUUUCCCAGUCAAAUGAGGAAUUGAGUGCUUGCAUUGAACAGCAACAGUUUAACGAACAUUGGAAUGUUCGUGAUGGGAAGUCUAAAAAUAUUCGGAAGGGUUCAGAUGUCCUUUUUGGACAUACGGAGAAACAGGAAGAUUCUGAUGUUCUUUCUGAACAUACGAAGAAACAGGAAGAUUCUGAUGUUCUUUCUGAACAUACGAAGAAACAGGAAGAUUCUGAUGUCCUUUCUGGACAUAUGACUAAACAGGAAGAUUCUGAUAUCCUUUCUGGACAUAUGACUAAACAGGAAGAUUAUGAUGUCCUCUCUGGACAUACGAAGAAACCGGAAUAUUCUGAUGUCCCUUCUGGACAUACGAAGAAACAGGAAGAUUCUGUUGCACCGUUAUUGCAUCGAACGAGUAACAUUACCAGCUUAUCUCCAAAAUUACCAAACAUCUCUGCCCAUUCUAAUGAACUGAAAUCACAAGCAACCCAGACAUCUGAUGAAAACAUUAAAACUUUACCCAUAAGCCCUAAUACUAGUGUCGAAGAAAUACAACACGUGAUUAGUGACAAUCAGGUUUCUAGAACUAAUUCAAUAAACACACCAGAGAAAUUGGCGAAUCAAAACUGGAAGCCUUUAGUGAAUAACACUUAUCAUUUACGCAAAGAAAUGUCAGGACAUAAAGAAAAUAAUAUUUACAAGCCACAGGCGUGUCGUUUACAAAUGGAUUCGCUUAAUUCUUCUAAUUCUGCAGGUUAUUUAUCACUAAAGAGAAAACGACUUUUAAAUUAUGCUAUGGAUAAAGAAAAAGAAAUGUCAGAAAAUCAAGAAGAUGAAACAACUUUUGGUCUGGAGAAAAUUGAAAAUAGCACUGAUGAUGAAAGAAAAUAUGUACCUGAGAGUUCUCUCAAACAUCAGUUGCAUAGUGAAAAAAUAGAAAACGCAAUUGAUGAAAACGAAAUCCAGGUAAUUUUUGAAUGUGAUAAAACCAAAAUCAUUCAUCAACACAACAAUGACCAUUUUUCAAAAUUGGCACCCUCAGAUACGCAGCUUGCUUCACGCGAAAUCGUUGAAAGAAAGACAGACAAAAGGGAAAAUUCGCAAGAUAAGUCAGUUAUUUACGUUGGGAAUUUACAGAAUCAGAGUAUUACCAAACUAACAGGAAACACUGAUGAAGCAAAGGGAAUUCUCAUAACUGAACCUUCGGUUCAAAAACAUAGAAAUAAAACACGAAGUGUCAGUAUGCUAUCACAAACUGAGUUUGGGUUGGCGGAAUCUCCAAAUAUUCCAGUAAACAUUAAUGAUUCACUCAGAAGAUCCACUUCGCCUUGCUUCUUCCUUAAAAAAUAUGAAACGAGUGCUGAGAAGAAGCAAAAUGAAUAUUCACUUGUUACGGAAGAACGACAUCCUUUUCGUACUUUGAAAGAAGAAAUGCAAACUCGAAAAAAAGAACUUGUUAUUUUAGAUAAUCUUGCCAAACAACGGGAAAAGGAGUACAAAGAAUUGCUUCACACACGUAAAGAGAAAUACAAGUUGCUUCAUAUGUUAGAACAGUGUUUCCCUAAACUGCUUGAUUCGUCAUCACAAAUAGAACAUGGAGACAAUAAGCCUAAUAAAAACGAGAUCUUAAGUACAGAUAAGUGUUCAAAGGAGACUCACCGUCCAUUCGAUAAAGUAUUGGAUCUUCACUCUGACAAAGCGCAAGAGAAAUCAAAAAAAUUAGAUUUUAAUACAGAGAGUUAUUCCACGGAAACAAAAUAUGCUGUUUUUAAUAAAGGUGGAUCUAUGAAUCAGCACAUCUCAGGCACAGAUACCCGUAAUGAUUUAAUAAUUCCAAAUGCCGUGGGAAGUAGUCAGGAAUCAGAUUCUGAUAAAAGAGUAGUCAAUGCUUCAAAUCUCUCUUGGUCUAUUCGGGAUUUAAAAACAAACGGUGUUUACAGUCAUACGUUACCUUCGGCCGCAGUCAACCCUUUGAACUCUAAACCAGUACCACUAAUUCAAACAUAUGCUUCUACUGCGUCGCCUCAGUUGGUUCCUCCUGUCUCUAAAGGUAAAGACUUAAAGUUAGUAGAAAACAAUUGCUUGAACGCCAGUAAAUGGACACAACAUGAGCAGAUAUCUAAUGGAGAAAAAGGAAAAAACCCUAUGGAAAAAAAGAUAACUUCUCCAAGUGCUGUGGCCGCAGUAACGGGCAACUUACUUAAUCUGGGUGCAAAACAAUCACCUGUAUCUAACUUAGAUCACCAAGCAUUUUACAGGAAUCACAUGACCUCACUUUCUAAUUUGUAUUCAACUUAUCCGAGAUUCCAGGACAACUUCAUUGGAGAGCAAAAAAAUACAAAUUGUGAAGUGUGUGAGAGGAUAACUGGUUGUCCUGCGGGUAAACACAAUUCAGAUGUGUGCUUUUCUAGAGGUUAUGUACAACAUCAAAACAGCAUUAAACGACAUGAACAUACAAAUGAAAAGAGAAGCCAGAAGCAAACUGUCUUUCCAACUGUCCGUCCAAACAUGUUUCCACACCAGACUGCACUUAACCCUCUAUUAGUUCCCCCACUGUCUGGUUUCGGUGGACUAAAUGAACCUGUGCUUUCUUUUAAACAGGAGAAUACAGGAAAAGUAAGAAUGCCUCCUGAGAAUCUUCAUGGGUUAAAUAAUCAAAAUUUUGUCACAUCAAACCAGAACUUUGGAUCGCGGAUGCCAGUGGCAGAAGUAACCAUGAAGAACUGCAGGAGUCCCGACAUGUCAUCUCUAACGCGAGUCAGGUCAAUGAUGAGUUCCAAUCGCUCCAGAAUGAAUGUCCGUCCACUAAUUCAACAGCUUCCUCAUCAAGCUGUAGGGCAUUAUGGACACGUUUCAAGGAUAACGAAUCCACAAGCGCUGUCAACUGUAACUCCACUUCAAAGCGAAUGGCCGCAACAGCAGAUGAUGGUUAAUUAUCCAGUUUCCCAGUCACUGGAAUGCCUACCCAAAAAUGCUAAGGUAAUGGAAAAACAUCAUGGCGUCUUCAAUCUAAACCAUCAAAGCCAAUCGUCAAAUCCUCAUUGUGGAUUCUGUGGUAAAAAGGCCGUCUUUAUGUGUUCUGGCUGUAAACAGAACUGGUACUGUGGAGAGCCCUGCCAGGUGAAACAUUGGCCUACUCAUUCAAGAUUCUGCAGGAACUUAAAUCAUUGUGUCUGACUGUGAAAUUUUCAACAUUUGUAGGUGCCUUUGCUUCUUUUUUUUUCUUCAGUUAAACCACGGGCACUAUGUGUUAUUCUUGAGUAUUGAACGAAUAUUUCAUCGUAGACUCCUAUAAAGCUUGAGUGUUUGGGAUAAAGACAUGACUCCAAAGUUCUUCUGUAUACACGAAGCUAAAAAAAUAAAAGAUGGUUUAUACGAACUGUUCAAACGACACUUAACAAAGUUAUAUAGGACCAGAAUUGAGCACAUUCCAAAACAGGAAUAUGACCAAAGUUGAUGUGAUUUGUUUUUUGUUUAGCUCAUCAAACAUAUUGGAAAUUCCAUUUCAGCUAUUACCAAGGGAAGAAUUAACGAGGAAGUUAAUAUUUGUUUUUUGUGUGUGAAUACUUUAGACGUUAUCCAGAUUUACUCUUCGACAGGAAUGUAAAAAGUCUUUCUUACAUCUCUAGCAGUUGAGUUUAUUUUAAACGUGUUCAUUCAGUUUGUUUUGUGGUUUUUAAAUGAAGGGAAACAACAAGAAGUUAUGUGAUAUCAACAAGAACCUUUAAGUUUUCUUAUGUAUAUUAUUGUUUAUUGUUUGUAGUACGUAUAACCUGGGGCCGUGACCAACGGGUCUAUAGCUUUGUGUGUUAUUUUGCUUUUCUAAAAAAAAAAAUAAUAAUAAUAUAAACAUAUUUUGUUUGUAAUUUGUGAUUUUUUUCCUUCUAGUC
This is a messenger RNA of Limulus polyphemus (Atlantic horseshoe crab), 5324 nucleotides long. RefSeq lists its product as uncharacterized. The record is from RefSeq and is a predicted model, not a curated record. The transcript is spliced from 6 exons. NCBI's taxonomy places the organism in Eukaryota, Metazoa, Arthropoda, Merostomata, Xiphosura, Limulidae. The coding region runs from base 148 to 4611 and encodes 1487 amino acids.